Messenger RNA from Cynara cardunculus var. scolymus (artichoke), 1542 nucleotides. RefSeq names its product protein DJ-1 homolog B. The coding region runs from base 16 to 1314 and encodes 432 amino acids. Gene Ontology annotation, cellular component: nucleus; cytosol. The transcript has 8 exons. Gene Ontology annotation, molecular function: protein deglycase activity. Gene Ontology annotation, biological process: guanine deglycation, glyoxal removal; protein deglycation, glyoxal removal. Lineage: Eukaryota; Viridiplantae; Streptophyta; Magnoliopsida; Asterales; Asteraceae. The record is from RefSeq and is a predicted model, not a curated record.
AACCAGCAAGUAAAAAUGGCAUUGAGCCACCUCACUCCUCUCUCUCCUUUCACAACUCUCGCUCGCCGCCUUCCGCCGUUUCCCGCCCUCUCUUCUGCCACCUCACGUCGCCACAACCGGAUUUCAUUCUCAGUAAUGGCGUCCGCCGUACGCAAGGUACUUGUUCCAAUUGCUAACGGAACGGAGCCGAUGGAGGCUGUGAUUACUGUUGAUGUGCUCCGUAGGGCUGGCGCCGAUGUUACCGUCGCUUCCGUUGAAAACCAGCUCCGGGUCGAUGCUUGCCAUGGUGUUAAAAUCGUUGCUGAUGCCCUGAUUACUGACUGUGUUGAUACAGUCUUUGAUCUUAUUUCCCUGCCAGGAGGAAUGCCAGGUGCAAGCACUCUUAAAGACAAUAAGACGCUGGAGAAUAUAGUGAAAAAGCAAGCAUCAGAAGGUCGGCUGUAUGCUGCAAUAUGUGCAGCUCCUGCUGUUGCCCUUGGGUCAUGGGGCCUACUGAAAGGAUUAAAAGCAACUUGUUAUCCAUCCUUCAUGGAGCAGCUAGCAUCCUCUGCAACCACAGUUGAGUCACGAGUCCAGCAGGAUGGAAAAGCUGUUACUAGUCGAGGCCCAGGAACUGCCAUGGAGUAUUCUGUUGCACUGGUAGAGCAGCUGUUCGGGAAAGAGAAAGCUGACGAAGUUUCUGGACCGCUGUUGAUGCCUUCCAAGCAUACCGAUCAAUUCAUUGUAGCCGAACUGAAUAAGCUGCAGUGGACAUCUAGUUCUGAACCUAAGAUUCUAGUACCCAUUGCGGAUGGCUCAGAGGAGAUGGAAGCUGUUAUGAUUAUUGACGUUCUUCGACGUGCAAAAGCUGAAGUUGUGGUUGCGUCAGUCGGAGACAAACUUGAAACUGUGGCUUCUCGUAAAGUAAAGCUAGUUGCAGACAUGCUCCUUGAUGAGGCUGCUAAACUUUCAUAUGACCUAAUCGUGUUGCCAGGUGGACUUGGUGGUGCCCAAGCGUUCGCGAGCUCCGAAACACUUGUAAAUUUGCUGAAGAAGCAGAGCGAGUCUGACAGAUACUAUGGAGCAAUAUGUGCAUCCCCGGCUCUAGUGCUGGAGCCCCAUGGAUUACUCAAGGGAAAGAAGGCGACAGCUUUCCCAGCAAUGUGUAACAAACUAUCAGACCCGAGUGAAGCUGAAAGCAGAGUGGUGAUAGAUGGUAAACUUAUCACCAGCAGAGGGCCUGGAACUUCAUUGGAAUUUUCAUUGGCCAUCGUGGAGAAGCUUUUGGGUCGCGAGAAAGCAUUAGAGCUUGCUAAAACGAUGCUCGUCAUGUAAGUCCCUGAAUCCUUCUUGUUUCUUUUCCCUCGCUGUUUUAUGCGUUUCUGUUGCCAAGAGAGCCUAGUUUUACGCCUUGGUAUGUAUAGUCUAGUUCCAUGGUUCGUGGUAGACUGAAUCUUAGUAAUAAAUGUUGUGAUCUUUUGUGAUCACGAUCGAAUGUGUCGAGAGUUUUGUACACAUAAUGAACACCAAGUAUGCGAACUUACUCGUUGUUUGUUUCUUUCU